Williopsis jadinii is the source of this 604-nucleotide messenger RNA. RefSeq lists its product as uncharacterized. The record is from RefSeq and is a predicted model, not a curated record. NCBI's taxonomy places the organism in Eukaryota, Fungi, Ascomycota, Saccharomycetes, Phaffomycetales, Wickerhamomycetaceae. The transcript has a single exon. Bases 41 to 604 code for a protein of 187 amino acids.
GUUUCUCUAAAGCUACGACAAUCGAUACAACCCGACAAGGAUGAUACCUUCACAGCAGUACGGAUAUGAUUAUUCAUUCCAACAGAAACAAACACAGAUUACACCACAGCAACAGUCCCAGCAGGGUUACCUCUACAACAACUCUCCACUGGCGAACAACGCCAUGCUCAACGGCGGAUACAACAAUCUGAACUUGAGUAGGGGUCUCAACCCGGGGGCUGGUUCCUCGGGGAGCGUAUCAGCGGUUGGUACUGUUGGAGCAGCUCUGCAGUCAUACCCAACACCACGCUCCAACGGCUCACCAUCGUUGAACUUUGCAUCGCUAUAUUCCAAUAGAAAUAGACUCUCUGCGUCCAAGGGCUUUGAGCUGGAGGAUGAUUUGGAGUUUUGUCCAGAGAUCCAGUACAGCCCAUCCCAACAGAGUUAUACACAUCACAAGUUCAACCCAUACACAAGCACAAGCUUCAGCCCAACAGUAUCGCCUACUUCACAGAACGCAACGACAAACUCUCCAAAGACAAUAACCCCAAGGGCAAAGAAAGUCCUUGAAAUUGUUAACCCGGUCACCGGGCUAAGAGUGGGAUCUCCAAACCCAUACAAGUGA